AGCAAACAAAACUCUUCAUUUGAAUUUCCGAAACAGAAAAAAAGAAAAACAUAAAACACGCUUGUGUAUAUUUUAAAGCAAACGACACUAAACCUGAAAAGGCAGACGUAAAUCCGCCGCAACAACCCAUUUUUUUCCGACGGCGUAACAAUAUCCGCCGCCGUAACGCCGUUGUUUUCUCCACGAAGCUUGAUUAGUUUAGGUUUUGAACACUGAUGUCAAACACAUUGAAAGAGUCAAGAGAGGAUAAUACAGAUUCUGUUGGUCAGAUGAGGGAAGAUAAUGAGUAUGUUCGGCUUGUUGUUGCUCAUGAAGCCUCCGCAGCUGAAACCGUGUUGUCUCUAUCGCAAUCAGAGGUGCAGAGUAAGAAAUUCAUGUGGUGGUUGAAAGCUUUGGGGAUAUUUGCAGUUGCUCUCUUGCUUACGCUUGUUUUCGGCAAAUGGGGGGUUCCGUUUGUAUUCCAAAAGGUUCUCAUUCCAAUUUUGCAAUGGGAAGCAACUGCAUUUGGCCGUCCUAUGCUCGCAAUUGUCCUUGUUGUUUCCUUGGCUUUGUUUCCUGUGUUCUUGAUACCUUCUGGUCCUUCCAUGUGGUUAGCUGGGAUGAUUUUUGGUUAUGGUCUCGGUUUUGUUAUAAUCAUGGUUGGAACCACCAUCGGCAUGGUCCUUCCUUACCUAAUCGGGCUAAUGUUCCGUGAUCGCCUCCAUCAAUGGUUAAAAAGGUGGCCUCGUCAAGCUGCUGUUCUUAGACUAGCUGCAGAAGGAAGCUGGUUCCAUCAGUUCAGAGUCGUGGCAAUCUUUCGGGUUUCCCCAUUUCCUUACACGAUUUUUAACUACGCAAUUGUUGUGACAAGCAUGAGAUUCUGGCCUUACUUCUUCGGAUCCAUAGCAGGAAUGAUACCAGAAGCUUUCAUCUACAUUUACAGUGGUCGGUUGAUCAGAACAUUUGCAGAUGUGCAAUACGGACAUCAACGUUUGACAACAGUGGAGAUUGUGUACAAUAUAAUCUCCUUGAUCAUUGCGGUUGUGACCACUGUUGCUUUCACUGUGUAUGCGAAAAGAGCUUUGAGAGAGCUUCAAAACGCAGAAGCUAAUGAAGAUGAAGAAGUUCCGGUAAGAAAACCGGCAAGAUUUGAGAUGAAGAACGUUGUUCAACACGAAGAAGAUAACCAUCAGCGUAUGCCUUAAUCCGAAAGUUGACACAAAGCUAUGGUAGGUUUUGUAUAAAGCUUUGAACGUUGACAUGUUCUUCAGCAGGAGUAGUAGUAAAUAACAAAAGGGGUAAAAAAAAGUCUGAUGUAGUAGGAAAGACUAGUCAAGAUUGGAUUUAAAUUAGUGUGACUGAUUCCAAGUAUUGAAAUAAAUAAAACAAGCAUUUAGGCUAUAAAUAGUGUAUGAAAAUCUGGAUGCUCUAUGUGAUCUAGUAGUGUAUUUUAAUACUUAUACCACAUUUGUUGUCCAGGAGUUUGUAGUUUUGUUUUUAGGCAUUACUUAAACCACAUUUAUACA
This is a messenger RNA of Arabidopsis lyrata subsp. lyrata, 1505 nucleotides long. RefSeq lists its product as uncharacterized. The coding region runs from base 216 to 1184 and encodes 322 amino acids. The transcript is spliced from 5 exons. NCBI's taxonomy places the organism in Eukaryota, Viridiplantae, Streptophyta, Magnoliopsida, Brassicales, Brassicaceae. The record is from RefSeq and is a predicted model, not a curated record.